AUGGUCGAGCAGGAGCUCGGCGCUCUUCGAGAGGUGCUGCUUACCUCGGAUGCCUCCGACGCAGCGCAGGCCGAGGCUGACCGACCCCCGGGACCCAAUCAGGGGACAUUGAUCAUUCUGUCAUUUGCGAGAGACGCAAACAAUAUCGGACGAGCUAUGCACAUCAUCCGUAGGGAGCAAGGAAUCUUGGAACUUCUCCCGCACGUUGAGAAGAACUUCCCCAUCCUCCACCAGGCGGGACACGCCCAUAAUACCUCCGACACGGGAUUUGAAGAAGCCCGUGCCAACAUCCGGGCACGUAUCCGCAGGAUUGAAGCUCUGCGGAACUCGAGGAGCAGAUCUAAGGAGUAUCUAUAUUCCGUCAUCCUCUCCUCGCCUCACAAUACACCCAACUAUCUUACAGAUCUGCUCUUUUCUCAAUACGACAUUCAUCAUCUCCUCCUUGCGGGCCUCGCCGCAAGUGAGCCUUCCAUCUACUUCGACACCGACAAAGCGAAGCUUUUCAUCGCCAUGUCCUCUGGCAUAGAGGUCGAGCCAAGCGUACUGACUGUCUCUUGGGGGCCUAGCCAAGGGCCCUUGGCCAUUCCAGUUAUCGACAAAGGGCCAGGAAACUUCAACCCCAUGGUUGAAUUUAUUCACGGAGAAGAGCGCAUCAUCGACCUCCUGCGGUACGUGGAGAAAGGUAUUGCCAAUUUCCAGGCGGGACUCGCCGAGCACAUGGACACAGAAGUUGAAGAAUUCUGGACCGAUAUCCGGACGCAUAUUCGCAGGAUCUUUUUGUAG
Penicillium brevicompactum is the source of this 783-nucleotide messenger RNA. RefSeq lists its product as uncharacterized. The coding region runs from base 1 to 783 and encodes 260 amino acids. The transcript is spliced from 4 exons. The record is from RefSeq and is a predicted model, not a curated record. Lineage: Eukaryota; Fungi; Ascomycota; Eurotiomycetes; Eurotiales; Aspergillaceae.